Molecule: messenger RNA, 876 nt
Organism: Coniophora puteana RWD-64-598 SS2
Lineage: Eukaryota; Fungi; Basidiomycota; Agaricomycetes; Boletales; Coniophoraceae
Exons: 1
Coding region: 1-876 (291 amino acids)
Biological process (GO): peptidyl-lysine dimethylation
Molecular function (GO): protein-lysine N-methyltransferase activity
Source: RefSeq, a predicted model, not a curated record
AUGUCAUCCGCCAUUCUGACUGAAAAUCGAAGAUCAAGGGAAGUUUCAAAGGAAAUUGACGAUCCCGAGGAUAUUUUAUCAUCUUCGUUACAGACGCUCUAUGAUUAUGCCCCGAUCACCUACUCCGCACCCGGAUCUCUGUUCACUUACCCUCCAAAGCACCAGUCAUCUUCACACACACCUGUAGAUUCUAUCAACCUUCGCACACCAGAAACACACUCUGCCAAUUGGUCUUUGCACGCCUCAGCGAUAUGGGUUGCCUCGCUCUUCAUCGCGGACAACAUCCAUAGGCUCGGUCUAGACGAGAAGACCUCGAACUCAGACAGCCCUAUCCGAGUCCUGGAACUCGGCGCAGGCGCGGGCCUCCCUUCGAUUCUCAUCUCAAAGUUUUACCAGAACGUCUCCGUCGUAGUUAGCGACUACCCCGACGAGAGCCUCAUCCGGACGCUGCACCAGAAUGUCGAGGAGAAUAAAGCCUCGGGCCGGUGCACGGCGGCCGCCUACGCGUGGGGGAUGGACACGUCCACGCUGACGUCGGCGGGUGCCUCUGGAGGGCCGUUUGACGUUGUGAUCGCUGCAGACACGCUAUGGAAUCCCGAUCUGCACACGCCGUUCAUCGACACGCUCGCUCGGUGUCUUCGGAAAGACGAUGGGGCACGGAUACACCUCGUUGCGGGCCUGCACACGGGGCGGUAUACCAUUCAGGCGUUCCUCAAUGCCGUCAUCACCAAGGACAUCGGGUUGGCGCUAGAGAGCGCGACAGAGCAUGAAGUCAGUGGGCAGGGCCAGAGAACAUGGGACGUCGAUCGCGCGGAGGGCGAAGAUGAGCGAGAGCGGAGAAAAUGGGUGGUAUGGAUGAUUCUGAGGUGGCAUUAG